Ipomoea nil (Japanese morning glory) is the source of this 675-nucleotide messenger RNA. RefSeq lists its product as uncharacterized. The transcript has a single exon. The record is from RefSeq and is a predicted model, not a curated record. Bases 1 to 675 code for a protein of 224 amino acids. NCBI's taxonomy places the organism in Eukaryota, Viridiplantae, Streptophyta, Magnoliopsida, Solanales, Convolvulaceae.
AUGUCUACCAACUCAUCGGAAAGAACCGUAACCACCACCACCCCCUCCUCGGCCACCACCUCCAACCCCCUCUCGUCGGCACACCACUUUGUGUCGAUCAAGCUUACGUCCCGGAAUUUCUUAUUUUGGCGUACGCAGUUGGUGCCCUUUUUACGUGGUCAGGAGCUCCUUGGGUUCGUCACCGGUGAGACACCGUGCCCGCCGGCCACCAUCUCCGGCACGUCGUCCGGUUCAGUCUCCGGCGAUGCAGCGGCGGUUCCUGCUCCAAAUCCGGAGUUCCGGUCGUGGGUAAAGCAGGAUGCGUCGAUCCUGUCUCUCCUCGUCUCCUCCAUGGCUGACGAGGUUCUUCAUCUAGCAGUUGGCAGGAACACAUCGAAGGAAGUAUGGGACUCCAUCACUGCCGCACUCGGGUCCAGCACGAGGGCUCGCUGCCUCAACCUGCUCGGACAGCUCCAGUCUUUGCGACAGGGUGAUCUAUCUCCGGCGGAUUACAUUGGCCAGGCGCAGUUGAUAGUGGAGGCUCUCUCCCUCGCCGGCCGGCCCCUCUCUCUCGACGAGCAGAACCUCUGGGUGUUCCGGGGUCUCCGCCCGGAGUUCCGAAGCAUGGCGUCCUCCCUCACCGUCUCCGGCAAUCCGGUAUCUCUCCCUCAAUUGGCAGAUUUUUUGCAGGCCUAG